Messenger RNA from Hypomesus transpacificus, 1288 nucleotides. RefSeq names its product inward rectifier potassium channel 16-like. The transcript has 2 exons. Gene Ontology annotation, biological process: potassium ion import across plasma membrane; regulation of monoatomic ion transmembrane transport. The record is from RefSeq and is a predicted model, not a curated record. Lineage: Eukaryota; Metazoa; Chordata; Actinopteri; Osmeriformes; Osmeridae. Gene Ontology annotation, molecular function: inward rectifier potassium channel activity. Gene Ontology annotation, cellular component: plasma membrane. Bases 74 to 1288 code for a protein of 404 amino acids.
GCGUUCAAUACAAGAAGUGAGGGAACCCAGAUUUUAUCUGCUGGCAGGAUCACGUUGUUAAAUCUAUAGACUGAUGUGUUCCAUGCCAAGUCGGGGUCCGUCCAUUGCUGUGGUCAGAAUCACAGAGAAGAAGCCUGCUAACAUGGACCCCCAGAGGGAGCAGCGCGUCACCAUAGACACCCAUCACACAGAAGUGCACAUGGCAGGCUCCCAACAUGGCAAGCAGCAGAGGACGCUGCGCUACAUGCAGAAAGAUGGCAGGUGUCCUGUGGAGUUCAAGACGAUCCCAGGGGAGUGGGGGGGCUACGUGACGGACAUCUUCACCACCCUGGUGGAGAUCCGCUGGAGGGUCAUGUUCCUCAUCUUCUCCCUCUCCAACAUCCUCUCCUGGCUCCUCUUUGGCCUCCUCUACUGGCUGACUGCCUAUGUGCACAACGACACCGAGGAUUUGGGCAAUCAACCCUGCAUGUACAAUGUGCGCAGCUUCACAGCGUCCUUCCUAUUCUCCAUGGAGACCCAGGCGACUAUCGGCUACGGUUUCAGGGGCAUGAGUGAAAACUGCCUGGUGGUCAUCAUCUUGGUGACGGUGCAGGUUGUGUUGAGUUGCUUCAUCGACACCGCAAUCAUUGGCAUCAUCGUGGCCAAGAUGGCGUCGGCCCGCAAACGAGCGCAGACGGUGGGCUUCAGCAAGUGCGCCGUGGUCAACCUGCGAAACGGCGCUCUGUGUCUAUCGUGGCGUCUCGGAGACUUCCGGAGAAACCACAUCCUUGAGGGCACCGCCAGGGCCCAGCUGGUCCGCCACGUGAAGCACUCCUCUGGCAUGUUCUCAGUGUCCCACAAGGACCUGGAUAUAGAGGGCAGAGACAUCAUCUUGGCCACACCCGCCACCCUAGUCCACAGGCUGGGGCCUGGGAGCCCACUGUAUGGCAUGGGCCCAGACAGCCUUCUGGAGAAAGACUUUGAGCUGGUGUUGUCCUUCACGUACAAUGGAGACUCCACCGGCAUCCUGCACCAGACCCGUACCACCUACACCCCAGCUGACAUCCACUGGGGCCAGCGUUUCCAGGACAUGCUGAGGCUAGGGGUUCGUCACUACAAGGUGGACUACGCCCUGUUUAACCAGACCACCUGGGUGCAGGUGCCAAUGGUCAGUGCUGAGGAGUGUGACAGGGAGAAACUGCCCAUUAAGACUAUUCGGGCCCAGGGCUCUAUCCUCAGAAACCCUUCAGAGAUUGGCCAGAGCAAGGCUGAUGUCACAGAGGAAGUGAUCCAAGAAGCAUGGCUCUAA